Messenger RNA from Caenorhabditis auriculariae, 386 nucleotides. NCBI's taxonomy places the organism in Eukaryota, Metazoa, Nematoda, Chromadorea, Rhabditida, Rhabditidae. The record is from the annotation of a GenBank genome assembly.
AUGCAUCUCGAUAAAUUAAGCGACGUCGAGAGAGUGAACCUGUGCAAAAGGUUUUAUUUAACCUAUGAAAUUUUGUUAAUUUUUUUUCAGGUAUUUUUUGAUUGGAAUCUUCUGUUUACCCUUUGUGUGGCUAACCAAUUUUGUCUGGUUUUUCACGGAAGCCUUCUGCAAACCUUUGACAGUGCAUCGGACACAAAUUCGCAGAUAUGUUAUCGCGAGUGGAAUAGGUUCUUUAUUCUGGCUGGUUGUCUUCUUAACAUGGGAAACCGUGUUUCAGGUAGAUUCUCAAUAAUACUUUUCUUCAUGCAUGUUUUCAGUAUUAUCGAGCCCAAGGUCUAGUCUGGACGGAUUAUCUCACUUUUGUAUUUCCAAAAGGACGUAUUUAA